Prunus armeniaca (apricot) is the source of this 1404-nucleotide messenger RNA. Lineage: Eukaryota; Viridiplantae; Streptophyta; Magnoliopsida; Rosales; Rosaceae. The record is from the annotation of a GenBank genome assembly.
AUGGGGAGUAGGGUUCCAGUGCAGCACUACAACAUGAGAUCGCCUAAUUCCUACAUUGGAAACCCUCUUCACGACCUCAACACCGUCGAUGCUCGCCCCGCCUCCGAAAUCGACUCCAUCAGUGAUGUCGACCGCGACACCGUCACUGAGCAUAGCCUCGACAACGACGACGGUUCCAGUGCCGUUGUUAAUGACUGUAUACAUGAAUCCUACACCAACUCUUUACCCAUCCACGGCGUCCGCGUAGGAGUUGAAGAAGACCGCUCGCGCCUUGAAAACCAUGGCGGCUCUUCCAGUUCCAGGGCUCCCUACGAUCUCUUAUCACUUCAAGAUGUGUCACCUAUUGAAUCAGCAAGGGCACGAUUUCUGCAACUUAUUGUGGAUCAUUUUAUUAGUGAACAUGUCGUUGAAGUGCCUAAUUCUGAGGCUGCUGCUGACUAUAAUAGUGCUCAGUCUGGCCAAGAUAAACUCAAUAAGAGAAAGCCCGGGGAGGUCCGGUAUGAAGGGGACCCCAGACUGGCUUUGCCCCUGAUGUAUGUCGCAAAUAUGUACCAAACUUUGGUUAAUGAAGCAAAUAUUAGGCUUGAUUCCUUGAGUGGAUUUCGUGAGAAGACAAUUGGGGUUGCCCUUGAAGCUUCUGGUGGGUUGUACAGAUGCCUGGCUAAGAAAUUUCCCAAAAAAGGACCGUGUACAUUUAAAAGAAGAGAGUUGGCCACAUCUAUCGAAACAAGGACAAGAUUUCCAGAGUUGGUCAUACAAGACGAGAAGCGAGUUCGUUUUGUAGUAGUAAAUGGUUUGGAUAUUGUUGAAAAUCCUAAUAACAUGCCUACUGAUGAUGCAGAAUGGUUCAAACGAUUGACUGGUCGGAAUGAAGUAGCAGUCUAUGCUCGAGACUUUAAGUUCUAUUCUCCAAGACACAAGUAUAGACGUGUUGCAUCAAACUCUUCACCUAAUAUUGCUGGUUUACCUACAUUUCCUGGCACUGAUAAUUCUUCCAUUUUGGCUGCUGCUCAGGGAUUCCGCUCCGUAAGUGAACAGCCACAAAAUCAGCAGACGACUCCGUGUAAGCAUCAUAUGCAACCCUUGUUGCACCAACCUCAGUUUCAGCCUGUUCACCAGACUCAUCACCAAUCCAUCAACCAAAGUCCACAUGCUGUUCAUUAUUCUCAAAACCAUCAAUGUGGUGCUGCCUCGCAACUGCCUGAAAUUGCUCAUGCUCACCAUUCACCGACUAUAUCGCAACACAUGGUUUGCUUACAACCCCUCACAGGAGGCCAUGUAGGGGGACGCAUGCAUGUAUUGCCAUCCAGUCCUGCCAAGUUUUGCGACGAAUGUGGGGUUCCAUACUUGAGAGAAACCUCUAAGUUCUGCUCAGAAUGUGGCGUUAAGAGGUUGGGAGUAUAA